This is a messenger RNA of Enterobius vermicularis (human pinworm), 1677 nucleotides long. NCBI's taxonomy places the organism in Eukaryota, Metazoa, Nematoda, Chromadorea, Rhabditida, Oxyuridae. The record is from the annotation of a GenBank genome assembly.
AUGCCUUUUAAAUUUUAUCAAACACUGUUUGUCGCUAACAGUAGCGUUUUAUGCGGAGUUUCGCUGGAAGAUCUCGAAAAAAUAUUCCUUCCUUACGAUGACUCUUGCAAGUUUGUUGUCUUUCCACGGUACCGAUCCUAUUCGUUUGUAGAGUUUUCCACUGCGGAGAAAGCCGAAGAAGCCUUGAGAAAUUUACAAGGGAAGGUUCCAUGUGAACUGAAAUCCGAUGCACUACCAUUCUACAUAGCGUUUGUCGAUGGGGUACCAAAGGCGUCAAGGACGAGCAUACGGCAGUUACCUCCUGGUUUGAAACUUUUAAAAGACUUUGUCAGCACAGAAGAGGAAUCCAGGCUGAUUGAGCAUAUACAAUUAUGCCUUAAUUCACAAAAACGAUUGAAGUCGCGCAGUGUAGUGCAUUUUGGGUACCAGUUUGAUUAUAACAAAAACGAUGCCUCUAGCUCAGCAGAGUUACCAAUGCCAUCAUGUUGUGACUUCGUUAUUGAUCGUAUGAUGAGAGAAGGAAUUUUCAAGGAAAAGCCGGAUCAGCUGACGGUGAACAUUUAUGAACCUGGCGAUGGAAUACCAUCUCAUGUCGAUGUACAUUCACCUUUUGGAGACACUAUUGUCGCACUAAGUUUAAUGUCAGAUAUUGUGAUGGAGUUCCGCGAUGGAGCAAAUACGGCUACAGUUAUCGAAACCUUGUUACCGCGUUUUUCUCUUUUAAUUAUGCAGGGAGAGUCGAGAUACCGAUGGAAACACGGGAUCAGAAAGAGGAAAUAUGAUAUUGAUCCUGAGAACCAACGUUUGUUCAAAAGAAAUAUUAGAGUUUCUUUCACUUUCCGAAAAGUAGCACACCAGAAAUGUCACUGUCAGUUCAUAGAAUAUUGUGACUGGGACAGGGACGGCACAAUGAGAAUUCCUGAGGAUGAUGAACAUGGCAAGGAACUGGAAAGCCAAUAUGUUGCUUCAGUUUACGAGUCAAUUGCUGACCAUUUUGAUGUAACCAGACGCUCACAGUGGAAUGCAGUAAAAAAUUUUCUAGCUAGUCUGCCUCCAGGAAGCGUGCUGUAUGACACUGGUUGUGGAAAUGGCAAGUACCUUUCGCCAGAAGGGAAUCUGGUCAAGUUGAAGGUUGGUUGUGACUUUUCCGAAAAACUUUGCCUGAUAGCUCAUAGGAAAGGCAGUGAAUUGGUUCGUGGAGACGUGUUAGCUUUGCCCUUCAAAGAUGAAUCAGCUGACGCCGUGCUUUCUAUAGCUGUUAUUCACCACCUAAGUACGGAGAACAGAAGGAUAGCUGCAGUAAAAGAAAUAUUACGGUGUUUACGACCGGGCGGCAGAGCUUGCAUAACAGUGUGGUCAAUGGAACAAAAACUGCGCGGGUCAACUUCUGAAUAUUUUAAGAUGCGCAGUAAUAAGCGGGAUGUUCAAGUUAAUAAGACUUGCAUUAAAAAUCGCUGGGAUAGUGGUGGACGUUUACGGGUACACGAGGGCAGAAAUUUCACACAGCAGGACAUGCUGGUGCCGUUUCAGGGCAGUGACCAGAGACAAUUUUUGAGGUAUUAUCAUCUUUUUGUAGCUGAGGAGUUGGAAAGGACGGUGAGCUCUGUCAGGUCUUGUGAAGUUGAAAAAAGUAUGUAUGAACAAGGAAAUUGGAUAGUAAUUGUUAAGAAGCUGUAA